Messenger RNA from Nasonia vitripennis (jewel wasp), 2258 nucleotides. RefSeq lists its product as uncharacterized. Bases 375 to 2144 code for a protein of 589 amino acids. The record is from RefSeq and is a predicted model, not a curated record. NCBI's taxonomy places the organism in Eukaryota, Metazoa, Arthropoda, Insecta, Hymenoptera, Pteromalidae. The transcript has 3 exons.
GUCGUGCCACGUGGAAGCCAUCGCCGUGGGACUUUGGUCACUGCGUGAAGCCACCGUCACCGGAGCCCUUCAUCUCAGCAGCUUCACCGGUCAACGGCGCUUCACCCAAGUCCCUCGCACGAGGCCACCGACACCAGCGCAUCUCCCGACGACGACCAUCCGGAACCUCCUCAGCGGCAGUGUCAACGGAUUCGUCGAGCGUCGUGCGCCGCACAAGGCGAUAUCCCCGAGACCGAAAUCUACAGUGCUACGCAACUCCCGUGCACGACAGUCCAGUGUACUCUUUCCCCGGACGGCAGUCCCCUCGGAGAGUAUAUCUGACGUCACACACGAGAGCCAACAGCACCUUUCGCUCAUCAUCCUUCUAACGAGACAUGGAAAAAGUAGGCGAAUUGAGAUCUCAGCUCAGGGCGUAUAGAAACGCCUCAGCUAACGAGCAAACUCGAGCAGACUGCUUCCGGGCAGACCGGGAGUUGGAACUUUUCGAGUCAUAUCUCCGAACAACACUCGACCGCCGGGAGACGCAUCUCCUCAUGGCCAGACAUCACAACUCCUCUAGCCACCCGGUGCUCUACGAUCCUCAAUUACCGCAACUUUUUGUAAACAACGAGCCAGCGCUCCGACUGUUUUUACGCGACAUCCGAUAUAGAGUUAACAAAACAGCUCUUCACAAAUGUCUACUAGAUCAAGGUUGUACCGAUUUCGAAAUCGUUAGCGUUAAAACAAAAAAAUCCGGGUCAGUAGCGACAGUAAUCUGCAACUCGUUCGCAUCAUCGGGCGCGAUGCAGGUUAAAUCUUGUAAAAAAGAACUCGUUUUCACUGAUCCCAACGGCAAACAGUCACACAUCAAGACUAAACCGGAUCAGUUUAUCACUCAAAACGCGCUGCUACCUGCACAAGCGAUCAAACGGGAAACUUCCAUCCUACCGGAUAACCUUACUCGCUUAUUCAACCAAAGCGACCCAGUGCUUACGCUGUGGAAUUACCUUAGCGCGGACGACAUUUUUAACUUGUAUAUAGCAUGUCAUGAAAAUUCGAUUUUUCAUCGCCUAGGUAUUCCUUUCGACUCAUCUAGCAUUAGAUAUUCUGGUCCGAAUGGCCUAAACCAAAUGCUAGAAGACGCAACGACAUUUACCUUUCGUAGCAUUAGUUUUUCGUCAAACGCAAACGUCUUUGAGACACCCUUUGUAAAUAAGUUUUUUAAAGCAUGCGCAAAUCGUUGUAAAAACUCUACGAGACGAGUAGGCAUGCACCUAGUCGAUCUCUCAGCGGUUGCGAUCACUCGCGAAACGAUCAAAAUCCUAGCAGAUCACUUCGCAGUCCACAAGCUUGUUCUCGGUAAAACACCCGGGGGCUCUGAAGAAAACUUAGAAUUAGAAAAACUAAGCACGUUAAGCCUGUACAACAAUCUACACUUAUCACUUAAAUUCCUAACAAAAGACUGUUUCUCGUAUCUACGUACAUUAAGAAUGGUAGGGUGCAACGAAGUCCCCAUGGACAAACUUUUUAGUUUUGUAAUCUGCAACCAGCAACUCGAAGAGUUGGUAUUCACCGACAGUCAAAGCAGAAACCAACAUACCGCAGACUUAAGCGUAGCAGCGAUUUCGGGAAGUAACGUGUUGGAAAAGUUUCAAUUUAAUUACUCAGCUGCAAAAACCUUCCGAACUCACUUGAUCCCAGACUUAAUCUGGAACGAGUCGAAGUCUAUCAAAUCCAUCGAUUUAGAGAACAACACUUUCUUUCAAAAACAUACCAACACCUUGCUUUCCAAACUGCCUAAUGUACAACAUGUAAAUAUUUUAGGAUUAGAUAUCGAUCAAGUCUUAGUUCUAAGUAGCUGUGAGCAAAUCUUGUCAAUCAAAAUUAACUACGGAGAAAACCUAGUUAGCACGUUGUAUAGCUUGAUUCCGACUAGAGUCAAGUCUAUAGAAAUAGUAAACUUACUAGGUAAGAAAAAAACCAAAGCGAUGGACAUAUUCUGCAUUCGCGACUUGUUCCAUUCUCGAGAUCAGCUUUACAUUAAGCUCACCAAUUGCAAAAUAGCAAUUCCGAAUAAUCUCGUCAACUACUUUGCGGCGAACCACGUUCAAAUUACGCGAACAAGCAACACGUGCGAAAUCAGCAAAACACCAAAGGAAACUUAAGUACAACUACGAAUACAAGAAAAUACUUGUACGAUCAAACACUUGUGAUCUCAGUUCCUAUUUAUAGACUAUUAUUUUGUAAAGCGUUGAACCACACGCACCAGCGAAUAGCUC